UCAGGAUCCAAUCCUGCCAUCACGGCCUACAAGGUCUAUCACCUCUCCUCAGUCAAACUAGAUCGAGAAGCACGUCGUCAAACCCCGGAUCUAGCAAGACUAGUCGCUCACGCCACCAUAAUUGAUAAUGUGCGCCGAUGGAGCCGCACAACUGCCGUGCCAACGGAAGCAGUUGUCAUUGAAUCCGACCCCUUCGAAGACUCUGCUUCAGAUGAGGACCUUGACUCUGAUUGCGACGUAGGCGAAGUUGCUGUCUUUGAGUUCGACAAGGAUGAAUCCAAUGAAUGGUCUGGCCACAGCCAAGAUACAACGAAGACUUACGAAAUCACGAGCACGAUGGUUGUAGAGAACGAGCCCGAGCCAACAUCGGUCCCAGCACCAAGGAGACGACCUCCUCCACCUCCAACAUCAAGCUCUACUUACGACAUCAAGAAUCAAAGCUGGAGACACAAUCGCCCUGUGACGGUCAGAGAGACGGCCGUGGAGGUGGAUAGCGAUGACUGA
Messenger RNA from Exophiala aquamarina CBS 119918, 504 nucleotides. RefSeq lists its product as uncharacterized. The record is from RefSeq and is a predicted model, not a curated record. The transcript has a single exon. Bases 285 to 494 code for a protein of 69 amino acids. NCBI's taxonomy places the organism in Eukaryota, Fungi, Ascomycota, Eurotiomycetes, Chaetothyriales, Herpotrichiellaceae.